AUGCGCGUCAAGAUGUCGAUUAACGAGCUUCCGUUCAAAAUACCACAAAUAACAAGCGACGAAUUACUAGAUUUCCAGCAGAGGCAUUUUUCAAGCGAUGCCACCGCUGAUUUUGGUCAAAAUUUCACAAAUCUUCCACCACAAGGGUCCUCCGAGGCUCAAUCAUACGAAGAACGGGAGGGAGAGGAGGAGGACGAUGGUCUUGGCUACUACGAAGACGGUGUGAAAAGAACCCUUACAGAUGAGCAGAUUGCAAUAUUUCGACACUCGGAGCUUAGAGAGCUCCGCAAGCAACAAGAAAAGCAAUCGCAACCUAAAUUAGAGCUGCCACGAGAUGCUUCCGCAAAUGAAACAGACGUCGCCUCUCCGCAUGGAUCAGGUGCACCUGCCGGUUCUCGAAACAAGAAGAAAAAGAAGAAGAAAUCCAAGAUGGGAAAGCAAGAACCCAAGCCAGACUUACGGAAGCGUACCUGGGAUGUGGUCGAAGCCGGACUCGACUCCCUGGAUUACGAUUGA
Molecule: messenger RNA, 516 nt
Organism: Trichoderma aggressivum f. europaeum
Lineage: Eukaryota; Fungi; Ascomycota; Sordariomycetes; Hypocreales; Hypocreaceae
Exons: 1
Coding region: 1-516 (171 amino acids)
Source: RefSeq, a predicted model, not a curated record